AUGCAUUUAUUAGCGAUAUUCAUUGUUGUAGCCCUUACCUUACACAUAAAUUAUAAUGAAAAUGACAGAACUUGUAAAAACAACUUUCUCGCAUUUGUUGAAUAUUAUGCUCCAUGGUGUGUACAUUGCAACGCACUAGCUUUAGAAUACACAAAAGUGGCCACACUGUUAGAACAUGAAAAAUUGGAAACCAAAGUUGGCAAAGUUGAUGCCGCUGAAGAAGGUGAUUUGGCUGGGAAAUAUGGUGUUAGCAAACACUCAGCUUUAAAAAAUUUCUCUAGUGGAAGUGACAUUGAUUAUACAGGGCGACGCCAAGCUGAUGACAUGAUUACUUGGUUGAAAAAGAAGACUGGAUCAUCAGCUAAAGAACUAGAAUCUGUUGAAGAGGCAAAAGCAUUUGUUGAAGAAAGUCAAGUUGUUGUCAUUGAUUUGUUCAAGGAUCGUAAGUCAGCUGAAGCCAAAGCUUUCUCGUCAACCGCUAACUCUGUUGAAAAUUAUCCAUUUGGUGUCACAAGCAAUGAGGAAGUUUAUAAGAAUUAUGAAACCAAAUGCGAUUCAGACAAUCUUUUUAAGAAAUUUGACAAAAAAGAAGUUGUUUUUGAAGGUGAAGCAACUUCAGAAGAGGCUCUUAAGAAAUUCGUUCAAUCACAAUCAUUGCCACUUUUGAUAGAAUUCAACCACGAGACUGCACAAAAGAUCUUAGGUGAAGACAAUAAAAACCAUUUAUUAUUGUUCCUGUCAAAGAAAGGUACAUAUUUUAACAGCUUUAUUGAGAGAGCACGUAAGGUUGCAAAAGAAUUCCGUGAUCAAGUACUAUUUGUAACAAUCAACGUCGAUAUAGAAGAUCACCAAAGAAUUUUGAAAUAUUUUGGCAUGAAGAAAGAGGACGUACCUGCUAUGCGAAUACUUGAGCUAGAUAUGGCAGAGUACAAACCAGCUGCACCAUAUCAUUCAACAGAAAAUAUUAAAGAAUUCGUAGAAAGCUUUAUUGAAGGUAAAUUGAAACAACAUUUAACAUCACAAGAUCUUCCAGAAGACUGUUAUAAGAGUCCAGUUAAAGUUUUAGACAGCUCAAAUUUUGAUGAAUUAGCAUUCAAUUCGGGAAAAGAUAUUCUUGUACCAUUCUAUGCUCCAUGGUGUCGUCAUUGUAAACAACUUGCUCCUAUUUAUAAUGAAUUGAGUAAAAAAUAUAAGGAUUCUAAAAGUGUUGUAACUGCUAAAAUGGAUGCCACUGUAAAUAAAAUGAAACAUACUAAAACAACUUCAUUCCCAACUCCCAAAUUGUGCAGCAAAGGAAAAAAUAAGGUAAUUGAUUUUAAUGGGAAGCGAACAUUAAAUGGAUUUGUUCAGUUUCUUGAAUCUAGCGGCUUAUAUGGCAAAGGACCAUCUGAUGAGGCACCAAAAAUAGAUAAAUCUGAUUAUGUGUCACUUAAAAAUGAAUUAUAA
Molecule: messenger RNA, 1446 nt
Organism: Ctenocephalides felis (cat flea)
Lineage: Eukaryota; Metazoa; Arthropoda; Insecta; Siphonaptera; Pulicidae
Product: protein disulfide-isomerase-like
Exons: 1
Coding region: 1-1446 (481 amino acids)
Biological process (GO): protein folding; response to endoplasmic reticulum stress
Cellular component (GO): endoplasmic reticulum
Molecular function (GO): protein disulfide isomerase activity
Source: RefSeq, a predicted model, not a curated record